AUGACAGAACUUCACCUUGCUGCAGCUUUUGGUACCCCUGGUAUUUGUAGUCGCAUUCUGGACGAAGGUGUACCGGUUGAUAUUUUUGAGACUAGCCUAGGUACACCGCUAUGCACUGCAAGCACGGAAGGAAGGGUUGAUAAUGUUAAGCUGUUGCUUCAGCGUGGUGCGAACAUCAAUUUGCAGAAUGCAAGAGGCUCAACUCCACUGCUGUGUGCUGCAUAUACCGGUUCGACUGAGGUGAUGGAACUCCUGUUCGACAAAGGCGCUCUCGUAGAACUGGAAGCCGACAAAACAACAGUGCUUCACGUUGCUGCGCAAGAUCACGGGCCUUCAAUGGUGCACUUAAUCUUGAAGCAUAUGAAGCAACGCCAUUCUGAAGACGUGAUCGGGCUCCUGAACCAUCACGAUCAUUGGGAUAGAAGCCCUCUGCAUAUAUCUGCGCAGAAAGGAGACCUGGGGACUGUACGGGCAUUGGUUGACGCAGGUGCAUAUAUCGACAUCGAAGAUGCGUUGGCAAGAACUCCAGUGUAUUUUGCUGAGCUACACGGUGAAAACAAAGUCAAGGACUUCUUGAUCAGCAGGGGGGCCAGGAUCGGAGUUCCGCGGAUUGAGACGAUUGAAGUCGAGCUUGAGGAUGGAACCACUCUCAUCGUGGAAGUGAGUGACAAGAACCGCGAGCCCGGUGAGCAACCUUCUAAGCUGUGUCCCGAAGAGGCAGCACAGAUGAUCUAUGAUGUGGAAGGGACAGUUUUUCCUUCUCCUGUCAAAAGGAUUCACUUCAAGAACUAG
Molecule: messenger RNA, 792 nt
Organism: Colletotrichum paranaense
Lineage: Eukaryota; Fungi; Ascomycota; Sordariomycetes; Glomerellales; Glomerellaceae
Exons: 1
Coding region: 1-792 (263 amino acids)
Molecular function (GO): protein binding
Source: RefSeq, a predicted model, not a curated record